Molecule: messenger RNA, 2345 nt
Organism: Ricinus communis (castor bean)
Lineage: Eukaryota; Viridiplantae; Streptophyta; Magnoliopsida; Malpighiales; Euphorbiaceae
Product: B3 domain-containing transcription factor VRN1
Exons: 6
Coding region: 725-2206 (493 amino acids)
Molecular function (GO): DNA binding
Source: RefSeq, a predicted model, not a curated record
ACAAGGGCAAAUUAUGAAUGUAUUCAUUUUCAAAUAUGGUCGUAAAAAUGGUUGUUGUGGUUGAUCUUAGUUAUUUCUCUGUUUUUCUUUGUAUUAGUUGUCAGGGCAUUUCAUUUUUUUUGAACCUUGAGUUUGUUAGUUUUAUAAUUUUGCUCUGAAGUUAAUAUGAACUCUUUAAGUUCACAUCAUCUGAAAGAAAAGAACAAGGAGAAUUAAGCAUUUAAAAAAGUCUGGCAAUCUCAUUAUUUCAGUUUCAAUUGGCAUUUCAUGGUUUCCUUUUAAAUCACAAGCACUUCUUCUUUGGCAGAACAGGUUUUGUACGAGAUAACAGAACUUGUACCUACUACUUGUUAACUUUUUUAUUUUUUAUUUUUGCUUUUAUUUCUUCUUCUGACAGCGACUUUUUAAGUACUUUGUCCACUUUGUUUUACUGGUUUUUAACUUUAAAGGAGAAACCAGAGCUGGCAUUUACUUUCCUCUACCUUGUUUGGUUUCUUUUCCACAUAAGGUAAGUGUCAGAGAACGGAUUCCUGAUAUCUUUAACAGUGCACAAACUGGGUGAUAACUAGAGCCACUUGGUAUUCAAAGAGCUUGUAUCAUCUUUGAAAAAGAAUCAAUACAAUAUUGACCAUCUCUUUUCAAAAAAAAAAAAAAACCUGCAAAUUGCAUUACAAGGUCCUGAGGGCUUCUUGUCUCUAGAGACAUCAAGAUUGAACAAAGAUCGAUGAAAUUACUCGCUCGUACUCUGGACAAGAAGAUGGGUCCUUGUAGCAACAGAGAUAAAGGUUCAUUCUUUUCACCAAAGGAAACCCAUUUCUUCAAGAUAAUUAGUGAAUAUUCUAUCAGAGAGAAGAAACUUCUGAUCCCAAGAAGUUUUGUGAGAAACCAUGGGAAUGGACUCUCAAGCCCAGUAAUCCUUAGGGUACAUGGUGCAAUAUGGAAAGUAGAGUUAGACAAGUGUGGUGGUGAUGUUUGGUUGCAUUGUGGGUGGCAAGAAUUUGCAGAUUGCUACUCUAUUAAACAUAAACACAUGGUGCUUUUUGGAUAUGAGGGGAAUUCCAAGUUUACAGUGUUCAUAUAUGAUCAAAGUGCUACAGAGAUUGAUUAUCCAGUCAGGCCUGAUAAUCAAGAUUUCAGCUUUCAAGAGACCAUGAUUGAAACCUCGGAUGCCAAUUCUGCUUACUCAACUCAAAGAGGAAAAUCACCACUUCCUUGUUCUCAACCUCGAAAGAAGAUGAGAAGUGAUGAAACUGGAAAUACUGUUGCGACAUCAAAUUCAGAAACUUUGAGUUCCAAAAGAAAGGUGAAUCUAAAUUCUUAUAGUCCAGAGUUCAAAGGUAUGAAACUUCCAUCAUAUUCUGUCUACCUGUGUUUUUUGUACUAUAGCAAGAAGCUUGUCUCAUUUAUACACCGAGUAUCUGAAGAAUCAAUGUCGCAAUGCCGAGAAGCAACCUCAGCAAAUGUACUUAAGAGAGCCCGAACUUUCAAAUCCAAGAAUCCAUUUUUUGUGUUCCCCGUGAAACCAUCACAUCUCUUCUCUGGUGAUGGAUUGAGUUUACCAGCAAGCUUUUCCAAGAAAUAUAUGAAUACGAGUGAAAGUCGCCUUAUCCUCUGUGAUUCGUCUAUGAAAAGUUGGUGUGUCAAUUACAAUCAGGUGAAAAAAGCAAGUAAAAUACGCUUGGGAAAGGGCUGGGCAGCUUUUGCACGAGACAACUGUUUGGUAAGUGGCGAUGUAUGUGUCUUUGAAUUGGUCGAUGAGCCUACAUUCAGAACUUCUAUUUUCAGAGUCGCCGAAGAUGGAUGCUGUUCAGGUGGUAAAGAUAAGCAAUUGAGCCAUGAGAGGAAGGCUGCUGGCGGCCAACCCAGUGAAGGUCCUCCAUGUUUAAGGAUUGUUUCUGCUGCUGAAUCUGCCAACAAUUUUGUCUCAAAGCAUCCAUUCUUCCGAGUUGUUAUGAGGUCAACUUAUCUGAAUGACUAUGUGAAACAGGGCAGUUCCGGAACUGCUCAUCUGCAGUCCUCAAUGAUGGGUUCUACUUCUUAUGCUUAUUGCAACAGUGGUCAUCAUUAUGGUCUCAUUAUGGUGUUUAAGUCUCUCCUUAUGCAGCAUCUACCAAUAAGCUUUGUAAGAAGCACAUGCAGCACCAGAACAAGAAUAUUACUCUUCAGUUUGAAGGCAGAACAUGGUCUGCUACAUUUUGCAGCUUGACUAAUAGGAUUCGCGGGGGCUGGAAAUCAUUCGUCCGGAACAAUUCUUUGAGAGAGGGAGAUGUUUGCGUAUUUGAGUUAAUCGACAGCCGCAAAGCUCUGGUAAAGGUUUCCAUUUUCAGAAGUGAAAAUUGAAUGGU